CAGAGACUUCUUCUACAACAACAGGCCGCUGAAGGACGUGCAGAUGUACAGCUACUCGCGGGACAUCAUUGAGGAGUACAGCCUGGCACCUGGGGAGUACGUGGUGAUCCCGUCCACCAUGAAGCCCUACAUGAGCGGCGACUUCGUCCUCACCAUCUUCAGCAAGACCGACGCCCAAGUCACACCACAAGAGGGCGGUCACGACCACGACCACGACCACGACCAUGAGGAGGAGGAAGAGACUCGGCCGGUGACUCCCACUGUCCAGCCCAAGCCUGAGGAGGAGGUCAGUCCAGCACGAGCCAUCUUCAACCGCUACAGGGAUCAGGACGACCUGCUGAGCGCCCUCCAGCUGAUGAAGCUGCUGAACGACCAGCUGUCGGCCGGCAGCAGAUCCGGCUUCAGUUACGACAACGCCAGGAGCCUCAUCGCCAUGUACGACACCAAACGCAUCCGGAUGAUGGCGUUCAGCGACUUUGAGACCCUCUGGAAGAAAGUGACCGAGUACAAGGACCUCUUCAAGAGCUUGGACAAAAACUACAACGGCUUCCUGUCGGACGAGGAGAUCCUGAUGGCGCUGGGCUCCGUGGGAUGGGAGGUGCAGCAGAGCCUUCUGAGGCUGUUGGUCAGUCGCUACUCGGGCUCCUCCACCACGCUGGAGAGCUUCAUCAUGAUCAUGCUGCGCAUGAACAAAGGCUCCAACGUCUUCACCGAGCGCUCGGAGGACGGCUCCAUCACCAUGACGUGGACCGACUUCUCCGAGCUCAUGGCCAUGUAGCCGAGCCCCGGGACCGGUCCAGUGCAGCCACGCCGAUAGGUCGCCACGGCAACUGAAAACUCUUGAGUGUGUGUGUGUUCUGUCCCCCGUGCUGCGCUGCGCCAGGAGGGAGUUGAACCCCAAACCUCAGGACUGAGGGAGAAAUAAUAAAAACACUUUGG
This is a messenger RNA of Synchiropus splendidus (mandarinfish), 939 nucleotides long. RefSeq names its product calpain-9-like. The transcript has 10 exons. Gene Ontology annotation, molecular function: calcium ion binding. NCBI's taxonomy places the organism in Eukaryota, Metazoa, Chordata, Actinopteri, Syngnathiformes, Callionymidae. Bases 44 to 778 code for a protein of 244 amino acids. The record is from RefSeq and is a predicted model, not a curated record.